CGUCGUGCGGGAAUGUGUGAAUUCGAUUUUAAGUUCGUUUUGUUAACUUAAUUUAUUGCCCUUUAUAUAUUGGUGUCACGGUAUCUGAAAUGUUUGUAGUGCUCGGCGUGUUUUUUCUUGACAGACUGAAUUGUGCGUGCCUCCUGUGUCUACACAAGUUGUUAUUCGUUUUACUCUUCGAACAUUGUGUCAAACUGAAUGAGAACGGUUGUGAUAACUUUAGUGAUUACUUUGUAGUAAAGAGUAGAGUAGUGUUCUGUGAUAUGCCGAAGAUUUGUGAUCUUCUGUUUACAACGAAUGUCGCAAUAGUGUUUUCAGCCCAUGAGUCGUGUAGACUCGAAGGCAAAUAAGUGUUUUGUGUUCCCAACGUUAUGACGGCAGUUAGUAUGCUGUCACAGUGGUUUUACGUUUUCAUUUACAUCGCCGCUAACAUAAAAUACUGAUCAACGAAAGCGAGGCCUUAGUUACUACUACUAGAAGACCACAUCAACGAAGCAAUAAUGGGUUAGACUAACUAUAUGUACAUAUAUAAACAGAAAUAUAUUUUUGCGUCAUAACUUCUAACGUGCUGUAGCAUGCAGUUUCUGUUUACAUAAUUUCAAUUCUUGAAUGGUGAUUGAAUACCACACACAAGUGUUCUAGAGAAGAAUGAUACAUAAAAUGGCUGAACCUGCCAAGGUGUGCUGUUUACUGAAGUAACGUGGCUGAAAUGGAUGAUGGAUCACAAAAACUGCUGGAUGUAAUUGAUGAUCCAACAGCUCUCGAGUCAUUUUUGGGAAUUGCAGCUGCAGGGGGUGCUUCAGGUGCCAACAGUAACCUCUCUCGGUCAGUUGCUGCACCAGUCCCCGUGUCGACGCAACAUUUUGUCCUCACUCCAAUUUCACAUUCGCCACACGCACUUCCGGCAAAUAUUUCUGUUAGUUGCCCUACAUCUCAGACUGUUGUCUCCACUUCACAGUCCCAAAGUUUUAUUUGUACACCAGUUAAGAGUUCGAGCAGUUCUUCGGGAAUUGCAGUUGUAGCUUCCAGCAUAGCUUUUGGGCGUUCAGAAGCUGUUAUCAGUUCUUCCAAUAUAUCCUUUAGUGACUCUUCCAACAACUUGUGCCUGGAAACUUCUGGUAUUCAGAUUGGGAGUUCCAGAAUGCCAUCUGGGCCAUCCGGUGCCCCUGUUGGACCUCCAGCACUCGCUCAAGCGGUUUCUGCAAGUUCAAAUGUUUCCGGAUCCUCUAGCAUAGCGACAGUACUUAAUAAUUCGAACAUUCCUGUCGGAUCUAGUGGUGUUUCCAAUAUACUUGUCGGUCCACCCGGUACAGUCUUUACUUCGGCAAAUUUAUCACUCUCACAAAUGACUGUACCUCAAAGCACUACUGCGUCUCCGAGUUCACCGUUCUCCAUUCCUACGAGGUCACCGCACGCACCCCCUACUCCAUCUCCGAGCCCACUUCCGAGGAGAUCACCUGCACCUCAGCACCCUCCGUCACCUGCUCCUUCUCCGUAUCAUGUGCAGCUGCAGUCUCCUCAAAACAGUGCUGCCACAGCGACAGCUGGUUUUGUCCUAUCUGCAACUGCCCCGCAGGCAAAUUUGGUGAAAGACAUUAUCACCAGUUUACCUCUACUACAGCCACCAUCCUUGAAGACUCUACAGGGCUCUAACAUUAAUGCUCCACUGACAGCUGGUAACUACAGUGUAGGGAAUUCUGUAAAAGAGGGUUUCAGGAGUGUGCACCAGCAAACUUCAACUGUCGUUUUACCCCAGAGAUUGUCUGCGGCUACUGGCAACAGUUUGCAGUCCCCGCAAAAUGCGAGUUCUCCACCGUCUGUCCAAUCAUUUGUCAAUCUCCAGACACCGCAGCCUGUUCUGAUAUCCCAGUCUGCGAGCCUGCAGGCUUGCCCGGGCAGCCAGGUGUUGACCCACGGUGCCAAGAACAGCAGUCCUGUCGGUCCAGCCACUAGUGGCAGUGGGCCUCUUACACCAGCUGGGGCUCUCACUCCAGCACCAUCUCCGUCUCCCCAGCAUCGCACUGUGCACAGCCCGGUUAUUAGAUCGACAACACCAACUCCUGUUAUACAUCAGGCAUUGCCAGCAGGCUUAGCAAUACCUGGUGCACAACAGUUUCCCGCAGUGAUGUCGCAGGGCGGUACAGCUGUUCUGCAGACUACCAAUCAUCAGCUAGUUCAGAUCAUUCAUCAGUCCGCUGCUGUGCAAGGUGCAAGCUUUCCAGCACAUACACAGAUUAUAACAACAGGUGGUGCUGCUGCCCCUGUUCACCUUCACUCGGCAGCGGCGGCUGCUGCAGCCAAUGCAGGUGCAGCUGCUGCCGCUGCCAAAACCAAACAGCCACCACAAAUUUUGCCUAAACCACCAGGAACUUCGAGUCUGACUGCAAGUUCGGGACAUGUAAAAAUUCCAAAUGUAGCAACACCACCUCAUCAAGGUUUACAUACACAGAAUCACAGUACAGCAGGAACUCAAGUCGUCAUUGGUCAAACAAAUCAAGCGGCAAUGAUACCAACUGCACAGGGAGGAACUCUGCUACUUAAUCAGGUUCUAAGGCUUGUAGCAGCACAGGGAACAGUGCAACUGCAGUCAAUUCAGACACCUAGUGGUCCCACACUUAUUGCAGUCCCAUCAGGCUCAGCAUUGAGUUUUCAACCGGUGUCUCAACUUACUUCACCACAGCAACCGCAGACUCAGUCACAGCAAACAUCCAAACUAACAAAUCAACAUGUGUCUAUACAGACAUCAAAUACCAUUCUUCCAGCUGUCUUAAAUAAUAUUCCACAAUCCUUCCAACAGAAUACAUCAAGAACAAGUCUCCAGAAUAAUGCAGCAGUUACCAACUUGAACCUUAAUGUGCACAAUUUGAGUCUGAAUGUUACAAAUGCAAAUUCUGCAACGUGCUCUCAUAAUAGUGAUAUUUCAGGAGACUCUUUACCAUCCUGCCAGAGUUGUUCUGUCACUCAGCAGACCCCAAAUAGUUCAAAUAUUGUGUCAGAGUCACCUGUAAAUGUGAACUUGAAUGUUAAUGCAAGUGAAAGUGCUUCGAAGAGGAACUCACCCAGUGGACUUCAUAAUACUUCUGAGGUGGCUAAAGAAAAUAUAGAAACAGUUAAUAUUAGAGAAUCAAAUGGAAACCAAAUGGCGACUCCAACUCCUCUGCCUCUAAACAGGAAAAAGUCUAAGAAGAAGAAAAAGAAAAAUAAACUGGAUUUAGCCAACAUCAUGAAGUUGUCAGGUAUUGGAGAUGAAGAUGAUAUUGCCAUGUAUGAAGCAGAGGAACAGACAAUUACACCGUCGGCUGUUGGUCAUGUUCAUUCAGUUGACCAGUUGCAGUCUGAUAGCACUACUCACCCAUCACAAAUGUUGAACAACAUCCCAUCAGCUCCACAGAUUCCUAUGCAGGCAAAUGGCCAGGCAUCACUACGUGUUUCACUAGAGGACUGUCAGGUAGUGUUCCAGCCAACAUCUGAAACACAGCAGAACUCUCCAUCGGGCUCACCACAUCUUGUGUCCACAGGAACAAAUACUGUCAUGGCACAACCUAGCUCUGUUUCAUCCUCAAGCUUGCCCACAUCUCAAGUAAAUCCUGUUCACUUCGUGACUGCGAGCUACAGUUCGAGUACCUCUCAGAACACACAAACAUCACAGUCUGAAAAGUAUCAAUUACCAGCAAAACAGAAUGAUAGUUGUGUGAGUGGUUUGUAUUCUGACCUGUCUCUAAGAAACCAGCAAAGUAGGGACAUCACCUCUGAAGUUGGAGGCAAUAUAGAAGUAGCAGCAAUAACCAGUGCUUCAAAUCCAGUGACGUGUGAUGCAAUACAAAACAAAUCCAGUGGAAAUGAACUUGAGGAUAUUUUUGUAGGAGUCUCGGUAACAGAUCAGUCUGCUAUUAGUGAUAAAUUAGUUAAUUCUCUUCCAAGCAAUAUGAAUGUAAUUGUUGCAGAUGCUGUCAGUACUGUAAUUCCAGCAGUUACUACAUCAACAAAUACUUUAACUACUGUGACUCGAGAAGCAAGUUCGGCAUCUAGUGCACAGCCAGUUGGAAAAUCGACACAGGUUUUGUGUACGGCAGUGGCUCCCAGUAAUGUAUCUAGCAGAAAUUCACAAAAUGAAAGUGUCAGCAUUUUAAUUGGUGGGAACCCAGCCAUUCCACCUUCAGGUUUCAUAUCACAUUCUGUCAUACCAGCAUCAAGAAAUUGUCUGCCACUAGAGUCCUCAAAAUGUACAGAUGGAGAAACAUCCAAACAGACACUAUCUGCUACUUGUGAUAAAGCUGUAAGUGCAAAUCCUCCCGGAAUCUUUAGUUCUGUCAGCCACAGUACGAGCACUAGUGUAGAACGUGUUGCAACAGGGAAUGCUGCCACGACACAAACAGAAAAUGUAGAUGUAGUUUCAACUUCAUCAGGAAAUACAUUAAUAGGCCCACAGGUACAACUUCAAAAUAGCCAACAGUCUACUACAAAAGUUUCAGAUAGACAGUCUACCUUCUUGCCAGUUUCUUCAUCAGCUAGCACUCAAAACACAUGCAGUGCUCCAAAAACUUAUCCUUCAGUAGAUAAUGCACCAACUAUUUUAGGUCUCCAUGCAUUUCACAGUUUACAAGGUUUAGUCUCAUCUGCAACACCAUUGAUGGCAACUAUUCCACCAAUCACUUCAAAUGCAGCUACAACAAAUUCCAGCUAUGGAGGACCGUUGACAUAUACUGGAGCUGAACCUUUGGUAAUAGCACACCACCAGAGUGGCUUGCCGUCUGUAAUUACAGGACCACAACUGCUACAGUGCCUUCAACAAACACAAGGCCAACAGACAGGUUUAAUUAAUAUGUCACAUUUACAGUUAACACAAAAUGCAAUCAGCAAAGUUAUUGGGAGCUCUACAUCUAGCUUGUCAUUCAAUGCUGGUACGGGAACAAUUUUGAUUGGUGGAAAUCCUGUGGAAAAUUUCACAAAUGCUAGUCAGCCAAAAUCGACAUCUGCCGCUGCAGCAGUUAUAAGCAGUGCAAAAUUUAUUCCUCAACCAUCUGUUCUCCUCCAGCAGUUAAACACUGGCUUACGAAGGUGUUCGAGUGAUUCAAAUUCUUCACUUUCCCUUGGAAGUCCUCCAUCUGUGAUUGGUUUAAUCAGUCAACAGACAGCUUCUCAAACAGAGCAGACUAGUAGUCAGCCUAUAAAAAAGGGCCCAUCACAGGAAUCUAUUGAAACGCAGACUGUCUCAAUAGGAGUGCAAAAUUCUAAUUCAAGCAGUUCCAGUUCAUUACAAGGAUUUCAGAAUACAGUGCUGGAAAGUACAUCUCAUACGAACAAUAACUUUGUUUUGAAUAAAUUUACAAAAUCGGUGCAGUAUAAUAGUAUUCCUAGUGUGUCGCCUACUAUGAGUGCUGCCAAGAAGAAGAAGAAGAGGUAUGAACGAACACCACCAAAAAAUGUCAUGUGUGUGUCAUCAGCAGGAAUUUCAAGCAAUAAUACACUGUCAUCAACAAACUGUGUGAGGAACACUGCUCAACAUGUGGAAAAUGGGAACCGUGUUCUCCUGUCAGUGGAUUCCAGCAGGUGUGUGGUUCAAGAACGAUCUGCAGUGAAACCGUGUGGUAGUCACCCUCUUGUGCCGGGUCAGAAUUUUCAAAAACUCUCUGCAGAACCUGUUUCAUCUUCAUCCUCACCUUCAUAUGUUGUUUCUUCACCCCAGUUCAGUGUUACGUCGAACAUCAGAGCAGCAGUAGUAUCAACAUUGGCGUCCCCCGGCUCGGUGGUGCAGCCAGAACCGUCACACCAUUCAGCUGCGCUUUGUCAGCAAAGCAAUAUUUCUCCUUCCUCCAACAUAAUUCAUAGAAAUUUGUCUCCUGCCAGUGUUAUGUCUAAUGUAAAUAAAAAUAUAUUACAACAGACAAACAUAAUUCCUGCAACAAAUGUAAAUAAAGGUAACAGUCAUUUUACUUCAAGUCAGGAAAUGAGAAAUUCAUCAUCACAUCAAGUUCCGUCCAUUGUACAGACGAGUUUAUCAACGAAUAGUCUGAUGAUAAGCAAUCAGCCUGAAAUUUUACAGGUUUCUUCUAGCUCAGUUACUGUUAUAAGUAAUGGAAUAACAAGCACAUCUGAAAUUGCUCAAAGGAAGCAAGGCGAUAAUCAGCGUGCAGUGGUUCAGGUUAAUAACUCCCAGCAGACAACUAACUCUACUGGUGGACAGAGCCCUGUCAAAUUUGUGACUAUACAAGAUGAACAUCAACAGGCACCAGCAACACAAAAUGCAAAUCCUACAGCGUGUUCUAUUGGAAACCCACAGCAAACACUGAACAAUCAGUUAUCUCUGAAUAAUAUGAAUCCUAGUGUGCCUCAUCUAGUGCCAAUUCCCUCUAACUCCAUUGCGGUUCAUCCGGGAUCAUCACAUGGUCUUCAGAUACAAGCAGCGGGAACUACUGGGAGUCACGGUCUUUUGCCUGGAAGCAUCAUUCAGAAAGUGCACACCAUUCAACUCACUCCUCAGAAUCAGAAGCAUUUGAAAGCAAUACAGAUGCAGAUCCAGUCUUAUAUAACAAAGAAGACACUUAUUCCAAAUGACCACGUGUUGCAACAAUUAUUUGAAGAGCAGCAGAGAAUUUUAGCAACUGGGAUACUUGUUCCUACUAUUCCUGGGCAACAUGCACAAGGCUUGCAGUUUGUAACCCCACAAAGCACACAGUUACCAGCUGUAAGGUAUCACCAUCAGAUUGGAAAUCAGAUUAUACCUCUCACCCCGUCGACUCCUCCAAAAAAUCCGAGCGGUGUAUCUGUUCUUAACUCACUUGCUGCCUCUCCAAAUCUUGGUGUUAGUAACUGUUUUACCACUGAUUUUACAUUCACCGCUAAUGCUUAUGCUGCUGCUGCUGGUUUUGCUGCUGCUGCUGUUGGUAAUACUAACACAGUUGUUUCAACAUCUGCGAACACCGUAACCUCAACUACCCUUGCUUCUACAGUCACCUGCUCUACCAUAAACAUUAAUACAACUGCCUCGGCUACAGCAACUAGCAAUUUAUCCACUGUGACUCCAGUGACCACUAUUGUAGAUACCACCAAUAGUGCUGGCAACAGUGUUGUCACAAGCUCUCACGUGAUUGCCAAUAAAUUAACUAAUUUCAAUUCAAAUAUAAAUGAUGAUAAAAAACAGCAGCAGCAACAACAACAACAACACCAACAGCAGCAGCAGCAGCAGCAGCAGCAGCAGCAUCAUCAACAGAAACAGCAGCAACAGCAACAACAUCCUCAAAAACAGCAGCAACAGCAGCAGCAUCUGUUGCUGGUAGAUGUAUCAGCACAAAUCAGUUCUCACAUUACUAGUGGCAAAGUAACAGAUGCAGAGUCAAAGUUGCAUUUGCAGCAGUCAAAUUCAUCCGGUACGUUACAACCCCAGCUGCCUCGUCACAGCCAUCACCACCAUCACAACCAUCACCACCACCAUCAUUAUCACCACCACCACCAUCACCAUCACCACCAUCCAAACCUCCCUCAUAAUCACCCUGCCAAUCAGCAACCUCAUUUACAACAGCAGCAGCAACAGCAGCAGCUUCAGCAAUCUGUUGUGCCAGUACUGCACGGAACAAAAUCGUCAGCAGUUUCUGAAAAAGGAACGUCACCAAUCCAAGUACAGGUUGGAACACAGACAUGCAUGCCACCAGAAGAAUUUCCUCAAACUUCUGCACAUAUGAGUAACAGAACAUCUUGUAAUGGAUCACCGAAUGGCCAGCAGUGUACAUCAAACACAUUUCUGCCAUUAAACAACAAUAAAUCUGCACUUACCUCUAGUAGUAAAAUUCUACCUAAUCACACAUCAGCAGCACUAAAAUCCGUACCAAAUACUGUGUUUACAAAUGGCAGCAAGUCUCAUGCAGUAUCAUGUGCUGGUGGACCAAAGCCCCAAGCGAAUUCCUCUCCUGCAUCUCCACCACGUGGUACUAAACGUUCUGCUACAAGUCCGUUGCGGUCUAUAAGCAGAAGUGACCUCAUUGAACAUCAGCUGAAAACUGAUCAAACUGAAGCUUCAAUGCCUGAUGUGCAGACACCUUUUUCAAGUUCUCGCGAUGCAUGUAAGCGCCUUAUUCGGUAUCACGUGUAUAAUGAAAAGGUUUUGAGCCAGAAAGAUUUGGAGAAAGCUGAUGAAAUAUUUGAAGCAACUGCGAAACAUCUGUUAGAUAAAUUUCGGCAAAUGAUGAAUAAAUACAACUAUUUGCUGUUGAUGGAGAGCAUGCGUGAAGUAAACACAUCAGAAUUGAUAAUGAUUGAUCGGAUGUUUGUGGCAGAGGAACAUAAUAUUCUGGAGAAGCUAAAGGAAGAGGAACAGAAGGCAAAAGAAGAACCAGUGACAGCAGAUGUAACAGCUUUGAAAACUGAGCCUGCAGUUGAUAGCCAGAGCUGCAGGUAUCUGAAUUCCGAUUUAGCUGACAUUAGAGAUGUGCGAGUAGUCAUCCAGGAUGUCAUGAAAAAUGAAUCAAUAAAGAGAGAGUUGGAAGAAGACAAAUUCACUGUCAUAAAGAAGGAAAAGUUGGACUUCGAUAUAGACAGUGAUGAAGCGAUGCCAGUGGAGCAGUCUACAUCAGCACUUGUUCCGAAGGUAGAUCAGAAUUAUGAUGAAUGGGAAGAAAUACAAAAGGAGCUAGGAGUAUUUUGUCCCACCUCUCAAUCUUCGUGUGCGCUUCAGGAGACCACUGUUGUUGUAAAAUCUGAAGAAAAUGAGAAUGUAGACAGUUGCUGCCGCCAUAUUAAAAUGGAAGCUGAUGAUGACGUGUCACACGGAUUAAAAAAUUUAGAUCCGUUGAAUUGUAGGACUCCUGAGUACAACAGGACUCACGAUAGUGUUCAGAACAUUUCUACAGAUGCGUUAAAAUGUGAACCUAACUCUGAAAAUAUGGACACAGUGCAAAAGUCCUGUGAUAGUGCAUCAAAUGGUGAACUCUGUGAUCUCUAUAACCACAAUAUUCCUAAAUCUGUUACUUCAGAUACUGAAAUUCCAGAAGAUCCAAACUGGGAGAAAAAGUUAGGAGUGGUGUCGGGGGGUCUCAAAAGUAGGUGCUCUAGAGAAAGAGUGGCUGGGGAGAGUGAGCCAUUGAAGUAUUUGAGCCAGUGUGUUGUGAACAAUUUAAGUAGUGAUGUUGAAGUGCAAAAGAAAGACAGGCGAGAUAUCUGUGAUACCACUGACAGUACCACAACUUUUGUGCACAAAAGAAAACGCCACAAACAUGAUACUCAUUUUGUCAGUGAACGUAUUAAAGGACUGUCUAAUGUGAUACGUGGAAAUAGGAGUUUUUGUGAAAGUGAACAGGAAAACGAUGACGAGGACGAUGAUGAUGAGGACGAUGAUGAUGAUGAUGAUGACGACGACGAUGACGAUGAUGAUGACGAUGACGACGAAGAUGAUGAUGAUGAGGAGGAGGAGGAGGAAGAGGAGGAGAAAGAAAAUGAUGCUUUAAAUGCUCAAGUACAAAGUGCUAUCGAUAGCAUACUGAAUCUGCAACGCUCAGAAGACGGCUACGAAUUACCAUCUGCGAGUGUUGGUGCCGUGAGUGAUGUGAGUGUACUCAACCUGCCGGUAGAUGUAAACUCUGAAGAAAUAGAUCACAAAUAUUCUAGGAAAGUUGCUGAAGAUAAAUUAUUUUCGGAAGAGAGAAGUACAAAGCUUCUUAAGUGUCAAAAAAGGACUACAGCAUCAGUUGUGAAUUCUUGUGUUAAUUCUCCAGUGUCCAUUGAGUAUAGUGGUGAAACAGAUCCUUUCAUAAAUAGGAACUCUACCAUUGUUAUUACUAAUGGUGGUGGUAUCGAAGAAGACAGCAGUGGAAAUGGUGAUGCUGCUUUAGAUGAGGCUGUAAGAAGUAUAUUGACAUCCUGACCUUUGCAAAGCAUGACACAGCCUUUGCUGACCUUUGCAAAUGCACCACUGACUUCCAUUCUCAGCUCAAAUUGGUCAACUUUUUGCUAAGUUGAGUCAUUAUUUUAGAAUAAAUUCAUUAUAAUGUACAUUCUUCUAUAAAAAUGUCAUUUAAGCACAAAUUCUUCACUAUUCUAAAACAUAAAUCAGUAUUUAUUUUAAUAGUGAAAAUUGACCACCUAUGAUCUGUGAGGAAGUCUGUGACAGGCAGUCAGUCAAGCUUCGUUUAACAGCUCUAAAGUGUAAAACCAAUCUUUUGCAUAAAUAUUAUGCUCCAGCAAUGAAAACCUGCAGGUUUUGUUGUUUUUAUUUUAUUGGCAAUUUGUACAUUACUGAACAAUAUUUAAUUCUUGAAAACAUAUUAUGGCUAACGUUUCAAAUAAUGAUGUCAUCUAUGCUGGCCAUAUUUGUGUAGAAAGUAUGGUAUUACACUGUUUACUUAGAUUUGUUUGAUUCAACAGGGAAGUUUGUGUGUUUGAGAGAGAGAGAGAGAGAGAGAGAGAGAGAGAGAGAGAGGUAAUCACAUGGGUGAACAUUAAACUGCACACAUUAAUGCUGGAACCCAUGUUUGCGAAUCUGCUCACUGUUUGGCAUUUUGUAGCAUUGUUAUUUCUUAUGUGAAUGGCAGUUAAUAAUAAGUUGGUUUUAAAACUUAAGUAUUACCGGUGUUCUUGCAGUGGGUGAGAAACAUGUUUUAUAUUUGUUUCCAGAAUGUAAUCUAGUCAUUAUCAAUAGUUUCAUGUGGAGUGAUUCCUGAACUUCCAGUAAGACACUGUUACCAUAACUGUUUUGUUGCAGUGCUAGUACAGAUACAAAUGACUGUGUAGGUAGAUGUCACUUCUGGAUCAGGUUUUGUCUUCUUUGUUCUUAGGCAGAAUAUUAGUGCUGAGGUUUUAUGAGAUUCAUACAAAAUGUCCAUAUUGCAUGCGAUAGAGAAUAGUUUCUGUAUCUAGAGAAAGUUUGCCUACAGGUUACAAAUAUUGUUUGAACAGCAGAUGGAAUAUAGAGCUGGAAGCUGUGUGUCAUCACAUUCCUUGGUUUUUGCUCAGAGUUUAAGACAAUUAUAUUGAGGAGUACAUACAUGUGCCAUCCAAUAGUCACAUUUUGGACAUACAACAUGAGGGUGGUGCUGAAGUGCAGUACUGUACCCCUCCCAUUCAGCAUACUGUAAUUUGUGGCCUAUAUGUUGUUUUCAAAUAAAGCCACUCAGAUAUUUUCUUUAAGAUGAAUACUCAAACAUUCAUAUCAGUUGUAAAAAAUCAUUUUGUAGCUUUAUCACAGAAGGAAUAAUAUGGUGUCAAAUGAUACACAAGAGAAUUAAACAGAUUGUCUUUAAGGUAAAAAAAACUAACUCUAUGCAUAUAUCAGUUAUUUGUCCAUAUUGGUUAAAUCACUGUUCAGCAUAGUCAGCCUGUUCUAUCAUGCAAAAGUGGCUAUUCAAAGGACAGAACAUUAUAGCCCAAGCUAAGAAGAACCCAUCUUUUAUUAAAUAAAUUGAACAUGUAUACGUUUUUCUAUGCUUUCAAAGGCAUAGAUUAUUUAUCUCUACUGCAAUCUAAUUAAUAUUGUAAAGUACUGAAUAUUGUUCUUUUUUGUAAUGUAGAGUAGAGAAAAUAAAUAUAUCUUUUAUUUGUCUAGAUCGCAAUUUAUUAAGUAUUAGUGGUUUUGAUUGUGCUAGCAGUCAUCGGAUCUUACAUAUAGUGUUGAAAUUUGGGCAGUGCACUUCUCUGAUGUGUCGAGUAAGAUGGCGUUUUAAGUUUCUUCUGGUUGACUUAACCCAGAUCCAGAUGAGCUAUGUUCACCACAGGGCUUACUCUCACAAUCUUGUGUCACACACAUCUGUUCUCUUGUGAAGUGUUUCUGUCAUAUUGCUCAUAUGCUUCAGGUUAAGGGUUACAUGCUACCGUUACUGUGCCCUUGUUUAUACUGUGUGACAUCAUCGAAUUUUGUAUAACCCUAAGUUUAACACCAGUGGAUGUUUAAUUACUUUAUCAGUUCAUAGCACCACACUGUAAAACAUAAUCAUGGUUGUUUACAGUUUACAGUGUGAUGGUGUGCUUUGACAGAGUAAUUAAAUAUCUACCAGUGUUAAAUCAAGCAUUUUGCAAAGAUCAAUAUCACACAAAACAUAGCUUUAGCUGUGCCCUUGUUUAUUCUGCGCGACCUCAUUGAUCUUUUAUACUGCUUGAUUUAAUGCUGGUAGAUAUUAAAUUGCUUUGUCAACAUAAACCAGCACACUGUAAAAUGUAAAGAACCAUGGUUAUGUUUUACGGUGUGAUGUUAUGAUUUGAUAGAAUAAUUAAUCAUCCACUAGCGUUAAGUGGAGGGUUAUGCAAAAAUCAGUGAGGUCACACAGCAAAUGCUGCAUGUAAUCCUGAACCACAAGCACACAAACACUAUGGUAGAAAUACUUCACAUGUUAAAGUGGAAAUAUGUUUGUCUCACAAGAUUGUGAGAGGAAGCCCUAUGGUAAACAUAGCUCGUAUGGAGACUGGCAAAACAUUUUCACAAAAUUUGAUCUUACUCAAUACAUCAGAGAUGUACACUGCCCAAAUCUCAACCUUGUAUCUAAUAUGAUUACUAUCACAACCGAGACCAGUAAUAUCAUUUUAUAAACUUGUGAUCUAGACAAAUAAAAGUUAUAUAAAAAAUUAAGGUACGUGUUCCACAUUCUUGAUCAUGUCAAACAUAGUUGGAGUAGUGAAAACAUUCAAAUGAACUUAUAAUAGUGGUUCCUUUCUCCUAACUAAGUGGCUAUGCAACUGAUGGCGAAUUCUUUGGAUCAUUGCUGUGAUGAUAGUUGCUUAUCUUUAAGAUAUUUAAUGAUUAUUUUUGAAGAUGAUUCCCUCAAAUUGAAAACAAAUUAUUACAGUUCCUUUGGUGAAGACUCUGGACAUGUACUCAGGAGAAGUGAGGCUUAAAUCCCUUUCUGUUCAUCCUCAUUGAGGUUUUGUAUUUUUUAUGUUAAAUCACUUCAAACAAAUGUCAAAGUAGUUUUUUAAAUGCGACUGUGGUGAAUUUCUUUCCACUUGCCCAAUACGAGCUAUUUCUCUACUUCUAAAGGCCUAGAUGUCAAUGGAACAUAAAAUUUGAACAUUCCUUUUGUAUAUCAAAACCAUCAGACAUGUUCUGUUACAUUAUAUUCAUUAUGGGCAAGGGAAAAGUUUCAAAAAUAUUACUUCUGUCUCCACUGGGUGUUUCCUUAGUAACUGAAUUUUUUUUUGGCAGUUAUUGCAGCAUUGUUUAAAUAUAUUAUGGAGAAAGGUUUCAAGUUCAUCCUUAAAACAUGUUGCACUUUGAAGGUAUCAAGAUGACUUGCAUUGUGUUAUUUAACUAUGGCAGUCAAACAUUUAGACCCAAACCUUUGUCCAUGCUCAUUAAAUAUUUGUCUCCUGUAUUGCAUUAAAACUAAACAUACAGUGUUUUGCCAUCGUUUCAUAGGGAUGCCUAGUACCUGUACUCAUAUGUCAAAAAUGUAUUUUAUUUUAUCUUCACUAACUUACUUAAAUCCAGAGACAGCUGGUGAAUUUUUGCUUUCACCGUUUCAUGUCCAGAGUGUAUAGUCACACUAAAUGUUAAAAACAUCAAUAGUGACAUAAUUUUAAAUGAGGAAAAGUGUACAAGAGAUGAAUUUAUCCAGUUUGAAAUUAAUAGCAUUGUUUGGCUUAGAACCUGCUGGUUUUGUCUUUGUGUGCUUAUGAUAUACUGUGUCAGUCAUGGGGAACAAAUUUGAUGUCCUAACUCAUUUUUAGAUAUUCCUCUGUAGUUGUAUUUGUAGCACUGCAACAUUCAGUUCACGUAAAUGUAAAACUUCAUCAGUGUAACAGGCUUGACAGCAUCUUCUUCUCAGUAUUCAGCAGUCUUUUGCAGGAAUGUAGAUACUAUUAGUACACCACAUUCACUCUGUAAGAAAGUGGAGUAAUCCAAAUGCCAAUCACAAUUUAUGCCGUUCACAUUUUUUUAGUCUGUUUAUUUACUGUGGUUGUUGAUUUUAUAGAUCUCCCCCCCCCCUUUCCCCAGUAAAUUUAGCUUCUUAUGUUCUCCUCUCUUUGUAAUUAUUCUUGGAAUACUUUCUUAUUUUAUUUCUUAAAUAAAAGAAAAUGCUGCAAAAUGUCUGGAAUCUUUUAAGUACAAAAGUAUAUGAGGCAUUGGCAGAGGAGCCAGAAUGAUUUAUAUGUAACACUUACUGCUCCUGAAAUUAUGUACUCUGGUUCUGAACAGGAGCUAAUAUAUAUUAUAUAAUAAUGUGAUGCAAAAGUGUUGUGAUUUUUGCUGUGUAAUAUUGUUACUUAAGUUUAUGUAUUAAAUUCUUUCUUUACUUUCAAGAAAAUGUAUUUCCUGAUUACACAUAUUGAAAUCAGUAGUAGCCAGUUAAGUGAUUGAUAUUCAGGAUUACCAGACCACUGAUGUAAAAUCUGAGGUAAAUGUUUGGAGACUGAUGACACUGUUUUUACCUUGUACAUUUGUUUGUAUAUCGUGUAGAGAACUGCUACUACAGUGUUUAAGUACCCAGUGUUACAUACUGCACAAGAAGUAAUCCAUGAGGUAAUAUAAUAUGUGGUCAUUUUUACAUUAUUUGUUGUAUGUAGUUAAUGAUUUUUCAAUGAGAGGCACACUUAAUUUUCUGUGGUAAGGAGAAGGUUGCACCAUUUUUAAUGCACUAUUGUGUUGUUUCAUAGUGAAAUGAUUAUGUCUCUAUUAUAAACUUUGUGAUCACAAAUAUUUAAGACAGGUUAUUUGUAGUAUUUUGACUAAUUAUUUGCUGCUCAUAAUUCUGCGGUAGUUCAGUUUGUCAGUAUGAUGGGAGAUGUGCCUGUUUAUAUAUAGAACACUUUUCCCUUCCUGGGUAGUAAGUAGUGGAGGGCAUUGGCCUUUCAUUAUGUAGUAAAAGUGUUGUGUUUCUCCAAAUAGUUUGUUCAAUAUGUGCUGUAGUGCAGAAAUAUUUAUCAUAAAUAAGAAAUUCCUGAGUGUUCUCACUUUUGAAACUUUUUCAGUUUUUAGUUGAAAUUCAUUGUUGGUAAUCCCAUCAUUUAAUUUAAUUCAUUGUUGGUGAUGCCAUCAUUUAAUUUUAUAAGUUCAUAUUUAUAAGUGCUUUAACACACUUAUUGUGGUAGUAGAGACCACUUCACAUAACUAACUUGAUUAACAGGUUGUAUAGCUAGAAUGAAAAUGGUGCAUCCUCCUAACCAAACCUCUGUUGAUUUUAAAAUUAUUUAUCCCUGCAACAUUUAAUUUUGUUUGUGGCAGCAUAUAAAGCAGAUAACGAGACACAAAUGCACUGCUUAAAUAGGCGAGUGUGAUUUAGAAAUUAGUACUGUAUAAUGCACAGCCAUCCCACUUCUAGAAGUUUAAGACUUUUUAAUUGAUCAUUAGUCAUCAGCCUUCUUUCAAUUACUUCAGUGUAAGUGAGUCCCCUUUCUGUUGGCAAAAGACUGAGAUCACUUGCAUAAGAUAUCAUUUUGCAAGCUCACUCAAGUGCUUAGAGAAAUUGGCUGUACAAUGAAAUAUAUUUUUUUCUGGUUCACACUUAAUAAUCUGAUAUAAUUGUAUGAAUGUUGUUGUACACUGCAGCAAUUCCAUGUGUGCAUAAAUGUAAUUGAUAUAAUUAUUGGUUCCUAUGAAAAUUCUGUAAAUAUAAGAUUUGUGGAACAUGCCUCGCCAAAUUUGAAGCCUAGAUAAUGUACGGUGUUUUGUAUUUCGGGUAACUGCAAGUCCAAGCUAAAUGUGUUUAUCCACAUUGUACAUUGGGAACAGUGUAGAAACUGUGUUUUAAUUUAUGGAACUGGGCAUUUGUAGAUAGUAUUUAUUUAUUACCUGCCAGUCAUUUUUCAGAGUGAUAAAACUAUUUUACUCAGACUGUAAUAUUUGUAUGUAUAAUUGUGUGCAUAUGUAUAUACUUAUAUAUAGAUAUACAUACACACACACACAUAUAUAUAUAUAAAUAAAAGUUUAGAUUUUGGAGUGCCCAGAUGCAAAUAAUUGUGUGUUAAUAUUUUAAAUGUGUUUCUUAUACAUUUUUUCAAUUAAAUUAGUAAUUACAAGAACUGAUAACAGUGUUGGGGUCAUACAUUUGAUCUCUGUUUAUUGCUUGGAAAUUGUAUUAUUUAAUGUACAAAGUGAGAACAUUUUAAUCCAUGCAAAAUAUUUAUGAAAAUAAAUAGAGAUAUCAAUGUUGUAGGAAUAUUUUUACAAAAACUUGAAAAAUGUUCAUUUAUUUUUACUUUCAA
Molecule: messenger RNA, 16119 nt
Organism: Schistocerca nitens (vagrant locust)
Lineage: Eukaryota; Metazoa; Arthropoda; Insecta; Orthoptera; Acrididae
Product: mucin-5AC-like
Exons: 18
Coding region: 710-9853 (3047 amino acids)
Biological process (GO): positive regulation of DNA-templated transcription
Cellular component (GO): SWI/SNF complex
Source: RefSeq, a predicted model, not a curated record